ACAUCACAGCACAGCUAUUGAUAAACUGGAUAUCUGCAGCUGUUAUAACUGAUUUCUACCCAGCCAGAGAAAUGAAGUUCGUCAGGUUUAUAAUGAAGAAUGCUGCGCUGGCCAAUGUGCCUCAUCACAUUGAACACUUCUCCAAAUUUUCACCUUCUCCGCUUUCAAUGAAACAGUUUCUUGAUUUUGGCUCUACAAAUGCAUGCGAGAAAACGUCUUUUGUUUUCUUGAGGCAAGAGUUGCCCGUUCGUCUGUCAAACAUCAUGAAAGAAAUCAACUUGCUCCCCAAAAGAUUACUUACCACACCUUCUGUGCAAAUGGUGCAUAGCUGGUAUAUUCAGAGUUUGAUGGAGAUUUUGGAAUUCCUGGAGAAAAGUCCCGAUGACCACAGUGUAUUAGAAGAGUUUGUCGCUGCUCUGGUAAACAUUCGCAACAGACACAAUGAUGUAGUACCCACAAUGGCCCAGGGUGUGAUUGAAUACAAAGAAGUAUUUGGUCAAGAUCCAGUCACUAAUCAGAAUAUCCAGUAUUUCCUGGACCGUUUCUACUUGAGCCGGAUAUCAAUCCGAAUGCUCAUCAACCAGCACACUCUUGUAUUUGAUGGUGCCACAAAUCCAGUUCACCCCAAUACCAUUGGCAGUAUAGACCCUCACUGUCAAGUGGCAGACGUUGUUAAAGAUGCAUAUGAAAGUGCCAGGAUGCUUUGUGAUCAAUACUACCUUAACUCACCUGACCUGGACCUUCAAGAACUCAACACUAAUAAUAGGAACCAGCCUAUUAGCAUAGUGUAUGUGCCUUCCCAUCUGUACCAUAUACUGUUUGAACUGUUCAAGAAUGCAAUGAGAGCAACCAUUGAGAACCAUAAAGAAGGCAGUAAUCUUCCAGCCAUUCAAGUCAUGGUGGCUGUAGGAGGCGAAGACCUCACUAUAAAGAUGAGUGACCGCGGUGGUGGAGUUCCUUUCAGGAAGAUGGAGAAUCUCUUCAGUUACAUGUACUCCACAGCACCAACACCGCAGAUGGAUGAGAAACAAAGGGCUCCUCUGGCUGGGUUUGGUUAUGGUUUGCCUAUUUCUCGACUCUAUGCCAAGUAUUUCCAGGGUGACCUCCAGCUCUACUCUAUGGAGGGCCAUGGCACUGAUGCAGUCAUUCACCUUAAGGCUUUAUCCACUGACUCUGUUGAGAGACUCCCAGUGUUUAAUAAGACUGCUCGACGAAAUUAUGAAGUCACACAGGGUGCAGAUGACUGGUGCGUACCCAGUCGAGAGCCUUUGGACCUGGCUGUGUUCAAACUGGCCAAAUGAAGAGCCUCCAGGAAGGAUAUAAGACCCUUCAGUGAGCGACUGACAUAAGUGAGUGGGGAUGGACACGAUGUUCUCAUGGCCGAAGCCCAGUUUUCCACUCACUGUGAAGCGGCGUAAUCUCUCAGCAAUACUCUAGAUGUCGCAUGCGAUGGUUUUUUCUAUGCACCAUGAUUGUAUCGUUUGUUUUCUUGGUUUGAGAAACUACUGUAGGCUUUAUCACAGCGUUACACGCAAACCAUACUAACUCUCAUGAAGCGGAACAACAAAGUGCCAGCUUUAUGCACUCAACUGACCUGUGUUAAGUGGAGGUUUCAGUGUGGAGAAGGCAGCCAAUCGGGCAGGUUUUGGGUUAGAGGAAAGGACGGUUUAGACUAGAUAUUGGAACUGGUUUGUUUCAAGGAACUUAAGAGUAAAUAAACUCAAAGACCCUGUUUAUAGCUGGUAUUGAAAUACAAUGUUGUUGAUUCUGAUCACAGGUAGGGUUUGCUUAGGAUUUUUGCAAUACUGGAGCCAAUUUGAUACUUUUAAAACUUUACUUUUUAAAAAAGACCUACCAAACAGUGCUGAUGACAUUUAAAAAAUGGUCUUUUCGUUAAAAAAAAUAUUCAAAUUUAACAAUUUAUAAAAGGUUUAAAAUAUAGUUAUUACUGUAAAACUAUUAGCAACUACAGAACACAGUAGAUUUAUAUGAAUUCACAAUAAAACCUAAGCCACCUAACUAAUAUUUUAAGACUAAAUAACAGUUGCUGCACUCAUAAAAGUGUAGAAAUCAGUAUUCUGGGUAUGAUGCAAAUCAAAUUUCAGCUAUUCUUCUUUUGGAUGAAGAAUAUGAUCGUAUUUUGAUUAUGAUGUUGAUUAUGACUAUAUUAUUAUUGACCGUAUUAUGACCAUAUUUUCCUUUUCUGACUGACUGCAUGUCUUGUCCUAUUAUGAUAUAAUUUAAAUCAAUCAAGGAUGCAGUAUACUUCACUAUAACUAUUAUAUUUUGACGGAAAAGCUUUCAGCGUGAUGUCAUGCCUUACAAGUAUCACUUUUUUUAGUAGGUGAUAUCAGUUAUUCCCUUCAGGCUUCAAUAACCAUAUGCAAUGACAAAUGCAUGUAUGAUCUCACAAAGAAACGUAACUAUUUUUGCAUAUUCAUACAAAUUCAUAUGAUUUAAUGUGUAUGAAAAUGCUCUUGAUUUUUGAAAGAAAACGUGCAUCCCAUUUUCAACAAAACUGCAUCUUAAUACCAUGUAUAAACAUUACUAGAAGUACAGUAGGAUAGGGCCAAGAUGAGGAAAUAAGUCAAUAUGCAACCACGGAUGGAUCAUUUAUAUAAAAGUAUACUUAAAAACAUGUUGCACAGACUUAGUAAUGUUGAAAUCAAGGAACACUUGUAAUUCAGUGACUGCUAACACAGCAGUUUCCAUACUCAAAAGCUGAAAGAAAGAUGAUCGGAGGCCAUAUUUGUAGCUGUAUUUUCUGUGUGGCCAAAUGUCAAUGUGAUCCAUGGUAUUUCUCUUAAAGGGACAGUUCACCCAGAAAAUGAGAGUUCUGUUAUUAUUUUCUGACCCUACACUUGUUUCAAGCCUAUACAGUAUGAGUUUGAAAGACAGUAUUAAUGAUAUUAUUUUAAUAAUGGCUAAUAUCGAUUGGUUUCCACACUGUAAAAUGGGAUUUAAAAAGUGAGUUAACCCAUUGCCUUAAAAUCAACAAGUUGACUACUAUAAAAAAGUGAGUAAACCUGUUGAACUUGUAACUGUUAAGUUGGCUUAACUUAAUUUUUAGAAUUAUUGUCAUUAUUCAUUUUCUUCAUAAUUUUAGGGAAACUAAUCGCUUUUUACAGAGCAAUAAUUUUCAGAAUGUUUUAUAUUCAGCACUGGAAAUAAAGUCAUACAGAUUUUGAACAACUGGGGAAAGUAAAUGUAAGUACUUUUUCAUUUUUUGGUGAACUAUCUCUUUAAUUAAAAUGUGUUUAGAACCGGAUUGAAUGUACUGUACAGAUAAUCUCAUUGAUGUAAACUUGAAACACUUAUAAAUUAUGCACGGAGCAUUUCAAACAGUCUUUGGUGCUUUAAUGUUUAUUCUUAAACGUGCUGAAGCAUUUUAGAUACCUCAUCGACUGAAGUUAGCUUGUGCACUCAGAGAAUUUUGCGUCCUUCAGUUUUGCGGGCCUUCAGUUGCUAGUUUCUUCAAAUAGCACACAGCAUGAAAUUAGAGCUGCUAAUUUUAAGCCUUCUCCUUGGAGAGCAUGCCUACUGUAUUAAAUCAACCAUCGGCUUUCAGCUUGCACCACAUAACCUUACAUGUAAGGACCAUAUUUUGUGUUUAUAUUUAUUUUUGUUGUUGUUUUGUUAUUCCUGAAAAAAAAUCUAAAUCUUAUUUUUGUAAAAGUUUUCCAGACAAACUAAAUGAUGUCUAUAUAAAGAGAAAUAAACACACUUUUGUGUCAAGUUUA
Messenger RNA from Danio aesculapii, 3740 nucleotides. RefSeq names its product pyruvate dehydrogenase kinase 2a (gene pdk2a). Gene Ontology annotation, molecular function: pyruvate dehydrogenase (acetyl-transferring) kinase activity. Gene Ontology annotation, biological process: regulation of glucose metabolic process; protein phosphorylation. The transcript is spliced from 11 exons. Bases 72 to 1301 code for a protein of 409 amino acids. The record is from RefSeq and is a predicted model, not a curated record. Lineage: Eukaryota; Metazoa; Chordata; Actinopteri; Cypriniformes; Danionidae. Gene Ontology annotation, cellular component: mitochondrion.